Messenger RNA from Caenorhabditis sp. 36 PRJEB53466, 5017 nucleotides. Lineage: Eukaryota; Metazoa; Nematoda; Chromadorea; Rhabditida; Rhabditidae. The record is from the annotation of a GenBank genome assembly.
AUGUCUGCAAAUUCUGGAAGUGAGUUGUUUUUCAAAACAUUCUGAUGAAAGAGUUGAGAACAAAAAAAGAACAUUAGCUAAUGCUAAAUUGAGCGCCGCUUUAAAACGGAGUGUCAAUGAAAACAAAAGCAGGUCUGAAAUUUGUGGAGUUUUUUCCGAAAACCCGAAAUUUCAUCCGAAAAUGAGAAAAAUGAAGUAAAACAGAGAAUUUCAGGAUUUUUAAUGACAGCUGUGACCUUAAAUUACCGUUUUGCCCACAAGAAAGCGCGCAUUAUUACACUUUUCUGUGAAUUUCAGUCCCGAUCCUCAAAAACUGGAAGUUCUCAGUCAUUUUUGCAUUUUAUGGGCCGUCUCUGUGCUCAAAAUGACCGCCUUUGUCUGCUGAACAAUCGUGAGGCGUUUUUUGAUUCUGUCAACUGUUUUCUCAAAUCUCCCGAAAGUUCGUUUUUUCAAGCAAAAUUUAAAAAACGAAAUUACUCUUCGAAUUUUCACUUUUACAUGAGCACUCUGUGAUCAUUUUGUAGCUAUCGGUCAUAUGAACAAACGUGAAGCAAAAUUUUUGAAGGAAAACUGCAUAAUCCCAAAAACUCGGGAUAACAUCACUUUCAGUUGAAAAACCGUAUCCCGUAAAUCGACACUGAGAGCCGCACGCAAAAAAGCGCGCGAAUAAUUUUUAAAACCGAUGGGGAAACAGUGAGUAUGUUGGAGUCACACUACAUGAAUGCAACAACAUUUGCGCUGAUAAGAGAAAAUUAUCAUCAUUCGGCUCCGGAAUGUGUAUGGCUUCUCCGAUUCGCCCCCUUUCGCUUUUUUCGUUCUUAAAAUAGCGCAAAAGACACAAUUUUGAAGCGGAAAAACCGUUGCGUUCACGUGAUUUGCUACAUCCCCGCCCGAAACGUGUCCGGUUUUCUCAACUCUUUCGUUUCGGUGAUUUCCGUACGUGACAGAAAUGAUUUGGCAUGUCUGCAGUCUCUUUUAUCAGCGCUCACUCUUGCCGGAAUGCACUGGUUUCGUGGCCUUUUCCAAAAUUAUUUAUCACUGACCAGUGUAUUCUUCGCACAAAAAUUGACUUCCAUGUCUAUCAAAAAUAUAAAUGAGUUGUGUACAUCCAAAAGACGACAAAGUCGAACUCCAAAAAACCAAGCGGUCUUUGUCUCCGCCCACCUCGUGAGAUCGCGAGGAACAGUAGUAGAUUCAUCAGCGGCGUCGUCGUCGUCUUCGUCGUUCGCAUGUCCCCCGUUCAUCCACAAAUUUCAACGAGAUGAUGGUUUCACGUGCAGAUUUGCCCACGUCUUCUUCCUCUUCUUCGGAACAGAGGACGACUCACGGACCCCUCGAAUCAUUUGCACCGGAGUUUACUCACAAAGCAGGCACGAUUGCUUCUCUAUCUAUUUUCGGGACUCCUUUGGACCAAGGUAACAGUUUUUCGGUAGUUUAGGUAGCUGGAAUAUACAUGGGUUCACCUUUUGUUUGUUUUUCUUAAUUGCAUUUUUUUUAACCGUUCGUGCUGCAAUCGUUAACAUUACAAUAGACAAGUGUACUUUAUUCUAUUUUUGCGGUGAUUUUCAUGUGUCUCGUGGUUGUGUGUUUGCCAUCGAUCGAUUUGUAUUAUGAAAAACGUAUUGAAAAGUGAUGUCACCCGUCCCUCGGGGGGUAAGUCGACUCAAAAUUUCACGUGUGUUCUGUCGGCGAUAAUUGCUAGUUUCUCUGCUUUUCUCGCUCACUCUCGAUUUUCAGUGCUUUUCCUCUCUUGACCCAUGUAUAUUCCCUCCAAUUCCAUUAAUUCGUUACGAGUAAUCAACGCAUGAGUUGUUUUUGUUUCUUGCAAAAGCGGCAGUUGCUGGCGCGCGCUCGCGUUUUCUACGUUCCCGACGUCCAAUUGUCCAGUUGUUCGAACAACUGGACGGCGCUGCUUCGUUUGUUCGAAACUUAGUUCAAAAACGAAUUGUUGCAGAGUGCCAGCCCAUCCCGGUGGUGCCACGGAGUAGUAGCAGCGACGAGCUUCGUGUUUGGCGAGUGACCAGUUCGGGUUUGGUAGAAGUCGACGCAAAUACAAUGGGUGCAUUCCUCGACAAACCGAAGACCGAGAAGACGAACAUCUGCGGAGAGGGAAAUGUGAGAAUUGGGAGUGGGCGUGUGCUGAAAGUCAUCACUUGUUUUCAGGGCGUCAGUUACGGAAUGUCGUCGAUGCAAGGCUGGAGGAAAUGCAUGGAGGAUGCUCACAUCGCCGAGACCGUAAUGUCACACGCCGCCCCCUACAAGGACUGGUCAUUCUUUGCCGUUUUCGACGGUCAUGCCGGUCCAAACAUUGCCACACGAGCUUCGCUGCAGCUGCUCGAGCACCUCAUCUCGGGCGAAGAAUUCCGUGAGAUGACAAAGUCGCUGGAGGAAAACAACGGAGUGCUCACUGAUGCCACGCUCAAGCUGCUCGAAACGGGCAUCAAGAAGGGCUUCCUCAGCUUCGAUGAGACGAGCAAGACCAGUCCGGACGGCGUGAGUUUCCCCGCAAGUUCUUUUAGGAAUUUAUGAAAUCUUUGUGAUUACAGAACAAAGGCGGAUGCACCGCUGUGUGUGCCAUCAUCACUCCAACGCACAUCAUCAUCGGAAACCUCGGUCAGACUAUUCUAAAGCGACAAUUUUAAAUGCUUUGUUUACAGGUGACUCGCGUGCUGUCAUCUGCGGAAAGGGCAACCAAGUGUUCGGCACAGAAGAUCACAAACCUUACCUGGAAAAGGAGAGAAAGCGCAUCGAAGAUGCCGGCGGCUCCGUGAUGAUUCAGAGAAUAAACGGAGCUCUGGCAGUGAGCAGAGCGUUCGGAGACUACGAUUACAAAGAGCAUCCGUUGCUCUCAGCUGACCAGCAGCUCGUGUCCCCGGAGCCAGACGUCUACAUUCGCAAGAGAGACAAGGAGAACGACGAGUUCAUGGUCGUCGCCUGCGACGGAAUAUAUGAUGUGAUGACGAACGAAGAGCUCGCCUCAUUCGUCGGAGACCGCCUGCUCGUGCAGUCUGAUUUGAGACAGGUACAUUUUUGACAAAAUCAAUGCAAAUUAAACUUCUUUCCAGGUUUGCGACGAUGUCCUCGACGAGUGUCUGAUGAAAGGAAGUCGGGACAACAUGACGAUGGUAAUGGUGUGCUUCCCGGCUGCACCGACCGUCAAUGCUCAUCGCAAGGAAGCCGAGGAGGCAUGGGUCGCCAGAGUGAAAGCGAACAUCAAUCAGACGAUCGAAGAAGCCGUCGCAUCGCCUGACUUCCAGAAAGAAGACGACGUGAUCAGUCUGAAGAGCAUUCUGGACAAAGUGUCAGCGGCCGGACUCUUCCCGACCGAUCUUCGUGUUCCGGCACACACUGUCACCACAUUGGCGCAGAAAAUUCUCGCUGAACGCGAUAUCAAGCACGUGUAAUCUCCCUUACUUCUCGCUUCAUUAUAUAUAAAGUACAGUUUCUCAUUCUGCUCCUCAUCCUCCUCCCGUUGCGUUUAUUCCUCCAAUUUCCCCUCUUUUGAAUCAUCCAUUUUAUCCAAAUCAUUGUUUUAUUUCCAAAAACAGAACCUGUGCCAAUAACCCUUUUUCCUCCAUCGUUUCUCUUAAAAUUCACCCUUUCUACAGCUAAGCAUGCCCCCUGAGUUAUAAUGUUUUAUCCCUCAACACUCGCGGUUUCAAAACCACUACCCCACAAUUGCGAAUCGUUCGUAUUUUACCCAGCAAUCAACCACCAAACCAACAAAUUUCUGUUAUUUAUGUCAAUUCGAACCAAAAUAUUAUUUACGGAUUCAUCAUUUUCAUUUGUAUGAUUUACUAGUUAAUUGAAUAGAAUGAAAAAGAAAAAUGAUGUGUCUGUCAUAUGCAGCGCCGUCCCCCUUCUUCUGCUCCCCUUCGCCUCAUUCGUGCCCAACAUGCGCCUUGCCCUCGUCCUCUCCCUCGUCUCUUCCCUUCAGAUAUUCCAACAGUCCAGCGUCGAUCCGCGACAGUUCGACAGCAUUUGGCAAGUGUCCCUGAUCACUGCCGCUUUCCCUACCGGAAAGUUCAUUGCCACGUGUUUCCUAUCGUUUCACGAUGUGAAAUUGCACGCGGAGCUGGACAGAUGUGCCCGGCUGCUGGUGCUUGGCGCCAUCAUUUCCGUGCUUCCCUUUUUCCGAACAGUUUUCUCGUUCUUCGGCCGCUUCAUAAUGGGCUUCUCGGCGGGCAGUGGCUUCGUGUGUGCUCCGGCGGUGCUCCGUCUGGCGGUUCCGGAGAGCAUGCGUCCGGCGAAUUUCCUCUUCCUCGCCGCCGCCUUCUCGAUGGGAACGUUGCUGGCCAACUCGAUGUUCCUGCUCUCCGCCCUUCUUUCGCCCACUUUCUUCGCCGCCGGACUGACCUGUGCGGCCGGGGGACUGUAUCUUGUGCUCCGUCCGGACUAUUAUCCAGUCGAAGAGUGCACGGAGCCCGUUUCGAUCGACGGAGAAGGCGUCGAGCCGACGAAGAGCUCGCAUCCGGUGCUCUUCGUUUUCGUGCUCAUGGUCAUCAAUGUGGUCAGUUUCUGAUAUCAACCAUCCUAGUAACUGGGUUCAGUCCAGUCCCUUCUCUUUUUCAGUCAAUCGGCGUUCCCCUGAUGCAAACCUACAGUACUCUCAUCUUCACCCACUAUGGAAUGUCCGCCACGGCCGCUCUUCUUCUCUCCAUUUCCUACCCGAUCCUUCAGUUUAUUCCAGUCAUAAUAUCGACUCGAAUCAACAUAUCUCGGAAGGUUCUGGUGCUCGGUGGCUAUUUGGUGGCCAUCGAAGUGCAGUUCUUCCUGCUCAUCACCUCGUCGUAUCCAUUCAUUCCAGAAAAGGUUCUCUCUCAUUUCUUGUACCCACCGCAGUCCUUUCCAGCACCAGAUGAUCGCCAUGACGGUCCUUCUACUCGUCCUUUCCGUCUCGUUCAUUAUCCCGUGCAACACUGCUCUCUGCAUUCUCUUCGAGCAGUUCGACGGAGCGAAUGUGAAGACGGCGAGCAAAUCGAGAUGCGUCAUGUGGUUUCUCGCUUCGAUCAGGUAG